AUGGGAGACGGGAGCUGGGUUUGUUUGAGCCCAGCUGAGUUCAGCCAGCUGCAACAGUACAGCGAGUACUCCACUAAGAAGCUGAAGGAUGUGCUGGAGGAGUUUCACGGUGAAGGAGUGCUGUCCAAAUACAAUCCAGAGCAGAAGCAAGACGUUCUCAACCAACCCAUUGAUUAUGAGGGCUUCCAGCUUUUCAUGGCCACAUACCUGGAGAAUGACAUCCCAGAGGAGCUGUGUCAGCACCUCUUCACCUCCUUCAAGAGCAAGACGGGAGGAUGCUCUCCGGAUCAGUCUCGUGCAGGAACGAGCUUACUGGACGCCCGCUCCAUUGACGCAGGCAUCUCUAUUCAGACCGAAGUGGCCUGUGCCCCCAUUACAGGGAUGAAUGGGAAAAGCAUCCUGUCAGCAAUGGGCCGGCACACACCGGAGCACACCGGCGUGAUAAGCACAGCGGGCUCCGGAGCCACCACCUCCCCUUGCUCAUCCCGCUCCUCAUCGCAGCGUUCGGGGACGGGGGCCCACACACCUGGGGGGCCCCACCGAUCCCCCCGCACCCAGGUCAAAACCUCAGAGGGGAGCAGCAACGCCCUGACCCCCAACGCCGGUCCUGCCAGGUCGCCAGUGUCCCCCAAACUUUCACCAGAGAGGAGCCACUCCGAGAAGCAUUUGUCGCUGCGGAGGAGCCCGUCUCCCCAGAAGGGCACCCCCCUGCCGUCGCCCCAGGUGGUGUUUCUCAAGGACAUCGUCUGUUACCUUUCCCUUCUGGAGAGGGGGACGCCGGAGGACAAGCUGGAGUUCAUGUUCCGGCUGUACGACACAGACGGCAACGGGGUUCUGGACAGCUCGGAGCUGGAUCGCAUCAUCAAUCAGAUGGUGCACGUUGCAGAGUAUCUGGAGUGGGAUUCAACGGAACUGCGACCGAUACUGAAGGAGAUGAUGGAAGAGAUCGAUUACGACAGAGACGGGACGGUCACACUGGAGGAGUGGAUCAGAGGAGGCCUCACCACCAUCCCUUUACUGGUCCUACUGGGCAUGGAAACGAACGUACAGGAGGACGGGCAGCACGUUUGGCGUCUGAAGCACUUCAACAAGCCGGCCUACUGUAACUACUGCCACACCAUGCUGCUGGGAGUCCGCAAGCAGGGCCUCUGCUGCUCAUUAUGCAAGUACACAGUGCACGAACGCUGUGUGUCCAAAGACAUCGCUGCCUGCAUCAGCACCUACGCCAAGUCACGGAGACACACCAACGCUAUGCAGCAUGUUUGGAUGGAGGGAAACUCUCCUGCCAAGUGCGACCGCUGUCACAGAAGCAUCAAGUGUUACCAGGGCCUGACGGGCCUGCACUGUGUCUGGUGUCAGAUCUCUCUCCAUAAUAAGUGUGCGUCUAAUGUGAAGCCGGAGUGUGAUGGAGGAGCCUUGAGGGACCACACUCUGUUGCCCUCGUACAUCUGCCCCGUCGUCUUGGACCGUCAUUCUGUGGUGAAGCGUGGCGAGGGGGAGUCGCCGCCCAGCACCAGCCCUGAUGACAUCAAUCAAACUUUCAAGUUCUCCCCUGGAGACGGACAAGCACUGCAGAUCACCCCUCUCCCAGGCACUCACCCGCUCCUGGUGCUGGUCAAUCCCAAGAGUGGAGGGAGGCAGGGGGAGCGGGUACUGAGGAAGUUCAGGUACCUACUAAACCCCAGGCAGGUGUACAGUUUGGAGCAAGGUGGACCAAUGGUAGGGCUCAACUUUUUCCAUGAUGUCCCUGAUUUCCGGGUGCUUGCUUGCGGAGGUGACGGCACUGUGGGCUGGAUCCUCGACUGUAUAGAUAAGGCCAACUUUGCCAGGCACCCUCCAGUGGCCAUCCUCCCUCUGGGCACAGGCAACGACCUGGCACGCUGCUUACGCUGGGGAGGAGGUUACGAAGGCGGCAGCUUGCUGAAGUUCCUCCGGGACAUCGAGCACAGCACAGAGGUGGUGCUCGACCGCUGGAACAUAGACAUCGUCCCUGACGACAAGGAGGAGAAGGGAGACCCUGUUCCCUACAGCAUCGUCAACAACUACUUCUCCAUCGGAGUGGAUGCCUCCAUCGCUCAUCGCUUUCAUCUGAUGCGGGAAAAGCACCCGGAGAAGUUCAACAGCAGAAUGAAGAACAAGCUGUGGUACUUUGAGUUCGGCACCACUGAGACCAUAUCUGCCACCUGCAAGAAGCUCAACGAAUGCAUAGAAGUCGAGUGUGACGGGAUCAUCAUGGACCUCAGCAACACCUCCUUAGAGGGCAUCGCUGUGCUCAACAUUCCCAGCAUGCACGGCGGCUCCCACCUGUGGGGCGAGUCGAAGAAGCGGAGGAACUACAACCGCAUGAGCAAGAAGGUUACCGACAGGAUGCCGGCCAGCACUGUCACGGACGCUAAGGAGCUCAAAUUUUGCAUGCAAGACUUCAGUGACCAGCUGUUGGAGGUGGUCGGCCUUGAAGGGGCCAUAGAGAUGGGGCAGAUCUACACUGGACUGAAGAGUGCCGGACGCAGACUGGCUCAGUGUGCCAACGUCACCAUCAGGACGUCCCGACGGCUGCCGAUGCAGAUCGAUGGCGAGCCCUGGAUGCAGCCUCCCUGCACGAUCAGGAUCACACACAUGAACCAGGUCCCCAUUCUACUGGGUCCGCCUCAGAAGACGCCGUUCUUUUUCUUCAAGAAACGCAACCGGAGCCGCGACUAGGACACAUGCAUGCACACAAAAACACACACAUACACGGCACACAUAGAUAUAUAUGCACACACACACACACACACACACAUGCCAACCACUGUAAAGGCAGCUCC
Anoplopoma fimbria (sablefish) is the source of this 2804-nucleotide messenger RNA. It is a transcript of the gene dgkg, whose product is annotated as diacylglycerol kinase beta. The transcript is spliced from 26 exons. The record is from RefSeq and is a predicted model, not a curated record. Lineage: Eukaryota; Metazoa; Chordata; Actinopteri; Perciformes; Anoplopomatidae. Gene Ontology annotation, cellular component: plasma membrane. Gene Ontology annotation, biological process: lipid phosphorylation; intracellular signal transduction; diacylglycerol metabolic process. The coding region runs from base 1 to 2700 and encodes 899 amino acids. Gene Ontology annotation, molecular function: calcium ion binding; ATP-dependent diacylglycerol kinase activity.